AUGACCCGUCAACCAACCUCGUCGCCGGGACGUAGCGACACUGAAGGGAUUCCAGAAUCGGUCGUGACCGAUUUAUGGCCCACGCCUCCCGUGGCAGAGAAGAGGACGUACAGCUUAUCCCAUCACGGCGUGACGAUUGAGGACCCAUGGCACUGGCUUCGCGACCCGAAUUACCCAACGGUGGAUGACACUGACAUCCUGGCGUAUCUGACGGCCGAAAAUGAAUAUUUUCAGGCCUCUAUGUCGCCCCACAAGCAACUGGUCGACACGAUUUUCGAGGAAAUCAAGUCACGGCAGCAGCCCGACCUGUCCAGCGUGCCCUGGAGGAGAGGGGACUGGUACUACCAGUGGAGCUUCCAAGAGGGGAGCCAGUACCGCGUCUGGCAGCGAUGGCCAGCUGACGUUCCCGAAGCCAGAGAAGGGCCAACCGCCGACGCAAAUACGAUUCUUGACGAACCUGACCUCGCGAAGGACCGUGAAUAUUUUCGUCUAGGCUCCAUUUCAGUUAGCAACGACGGAUCGCUUCUCGCCUUUAGCACCGACACCGAUGGCUCGGAGAGGUUCCGGAUGCUGGUCAAGGACCUGGAAACCGGAGAGAUGCGGCAGGAUGAGAUCGCCGGCACCACAGGAAGCGCCGUUUGGGCGGCCGACGACGCAUCGUUUUUCUACACGCUGGUCGACGAGAACUGGCGGCCCUGGCAAGUGCGACGGCACGUGGUGGGCCAGCCAGCGACCGAAAGACGCAGUUGUGUACGAGGAGACCGAUUCCGGCUUUUUCGUCGGGUUAUCUAA
Geodia barretti is the source of this 792-nucleotide messenger RNA. The record is from the annotation of a GenBank genome assembly. Lineage: Eukaryota; Metazoa; Porifera; Demospongiae; Tetractinellida; Geodiidae.